AAAGAUUUAAGAAAUCAUAAUAAUGAAACAAAAAGACAUCUUAUAGAUAUACCUACAAAAAUAAGAGAAAAGGAAUACAGUUGACGCUGCUUUUUCAUUCUCUUUAAUCAGUUAUAGAGAGGACAUAUUGAAUAAAUAUUUAAAGCAUGUACACAGGAGAAAUUUCAUUUACCCUAUUACGAGUAUUUGGAAUUUGGGCAACUCCAUCAUGGGAUUCUCGAUUGAAAAUGAUAUACAGUUUCUAUUCUGCUAACAUUUUUAUUUUCUAUUCCAUUUUCCUUUUUUCUCUUUUAAUGUAUCUUCUGCGCGUCGCUGAAGACGUUGACAAUUCCAUAGAAAGUAUCUUAUACUUUUCGGCUUCCAGCGCUUUGAUGGUCAAAAUGGUCUGCAUUUUAAGUAGGCGUGAAACUGUCAUUGAAACAAAAAAAGUGCUUGCAGGACCACUUUGUCAACCUCGAGAUAGUCACGAGACAGAAAUACUGAAGAAGUAUGCCGAUACUGCAAGAUUCAACACGUUUGUCUUUCUAAUUCUGGCGAAUAUUUCUGUGGGAGUGAGGAUUUUCGCCCCAUUAGCGCAAACAGACAACAGGGCACUUCCUUUAAAGACAUGGACGCCUUUCAGCCUUUAUUCUGAAUCUUUAUUUUUGUUUACAUAUUUAUACGAAGGAUUGUUUUUGGUUAUUCUAGGCGAGAUGUCAAUUGGUAUUGAAUCUUUAGCAUUGAUGAUGAUGCUGCAGAUUUGUGCUCAAACGGAAAUCAUCGCUUACCGUCUACAGUCGCUUCCUAAACUGUGGAAAGAAAACUGUUCUAAAUCUGUUAUGUAUCAAUAUGAGUUAAGGCUCAUAAAAGAUUGUGUUAUUCAUCAUCUAAACACGUACUCACUUCAAAACAAUUUUAACAAGUUAUUUGGAGUUGUAAUUUUUACUCAAUUUUUUUCAUCAAUGAUGAAUAUGUGCAUCAUAUUAUAUCAGUUAUCAAGAUUCAGCAUAUUUAGUGAAUUUUCCUUAGAAAUGAUACCAGUUUUAUUCACUGUGAUCGUCCAAAUAUUUAUAUAUUGUUACUAUGGAGAAAAAGUAACAAACAAGAGUUUGACGAUUGUAGAAGCAAUUUACCAAAUGAAUUGGACCUCCGUAUCAAAUGAAGCAAAAAAGGAUCUUCUUUUAAUAAUGAUGCGAGCUUCUAAGCCUAUGUAUUUAUCUGGGAUGUCAAUUAUUAUCAUGUCGUUAGAAACGUUUGUAAAGAUUAUGAAAUCAGCUUAUUCGGCAUAUAAUUUACUAUUAUUGAUGGCAGAAGAAUGAGAAAAUAAUAGAAAAUUAAUAGUCAAAAGAAAGCUAUUGUGAUGAAUAAAGUGUAGCAGACUUAGAAAUAUACGUAAAAUAAUUAGAAUAUUUUAAUGUUUUAAGACUAAUCUACGAAAAGGACAUAAAUAAAUAGUGCAUUUUAUGAGGGGAAAGAAAUCUUCGGCACUUUAUUCAUGUGAUGCACAUCAUUUUUUGGGUACUUGGAGUUUUAA
Messenger RNA from Belonocnema kinseyi, 1513 nucleotides. RefSeq names its product odorant receptor 46a-like. Gene Ontology annotation, molecular function: olfactory receptor activity; odorant binding. The record is from RefSeq and is a predicted model, not a curated record. Gene Ontology annotation, biological process: sensory perception of smell; detection of chemical stimulus involved in sensory perception of smell. Gene Ontology annotation, cellular component: plasma membrane. The coding region runs from base 147 to 1298 and encodes 383 amino acids. NCBI's taxonomy places the organism in Eukaryota, Metazoa, Arthropoda, Insecta, Hymenoptera, Cynipidae. The transcript is spliced from 6 exons.